UGACUAGGGGCUUGAGAAGAGAACACUAAAACCAUUGAUCUCACUCAUGUUUGCCCUCGAAUUAUUAUACAUCUAGUGAAAAAGCGGAAUAAAAAGACUAACCGGAUCGAUCUGUGUGCUCCUUCCGACACUUUUGGAACGUGGGUUCUUGUUACACUGUCGUUUCCUAAUCUUAUUUUCAGCUCCAAGAAAUCUGGGAAGGGCAAGAGGCAUGGGAAGGGUGGUAACCGCUUCUAGAAGAACAUCGGUCUGGGUUUCAAAACCCCCAGAGAGGCUAUCGAAGGAACGUUCAUCGACAGGAAGUGUCCUUUACCGGUACUGUUUCUGUCAGAGGCCGUAUAUUAGCCGGAACUUGUCACAGUGCAAAGAUGACCGAGGACAAUCAUUGUUUGUAGGAACUAUCUUCACUUUGUCAGGAAAUACCGAAGAUGCGAGAAAAGGCAGUCGGACAUUCGAGCUCACAUUUCACCGUGCUUCCGUGCCAAAGAAGGAGAUCAUGUUAUCAUUCGGACUUACCACUGCUCGUUUCUAUAUAUGGAAACUGUGAACUGGCUUGCCGACAAAAACCCAGGCCAUUGUCAAAGACAGUGAGGUUCAACCGACGUCCUGAAGGUGGUUACGGCGGGAGGUUUCGUUCCGGCGGAGGGAAGAAAGCAUUUUCCGGAAUGUAAAAGCUUCUGGGUAUGUCAUAUAUGGGGAGUUUAUAUCGAUUUUGUCAUCAGGCACCAUAUUUUCUCGGUCGGAACACCGUUAAGUUAAGUAUGGGAAAGCUAUCUGUUUUGGUUGAUGGGCCUUUUAAGGAUCCUCUUUGAAUCGUGUUUCAGUUGCAUUGGGUCACGACUCAUGACUACGGUCCAGUCCCAUUCGUCAACUUGCAUUUUCAUUCAAUGUCUUUAAUCUUU
Tarenaya hassleriana is the source of this 902-nucleotide messenger RNA. RefSeq lists its product as uncharacterized. The coding region runs from base 212 to 547 and encodes 111 amino acids. NCBI's taxonomy places the organism in Eukaryota, Viridiplantae, Streptophyta, Magnoliopsida, Brassicales, Cleomaceae. The transcript is spliced from 3 exons. The record is from RefSeq and is a predicted model, not a curated record.